Colletotrichum karsti is the source of this 747-nucleotide messenger RNA. RefSeq lists its product as uncharacterized. Bases 1 to 747 code for a protein of 248 amino acids. The transcript has 2 exons. Gene Ontology annotation, biological process: rRNA processing. NCBI's taxonomy places the organism in Eukaryota, Fungi, Ascomycota, Sordariomycetes, Glomerellales, Glomerellaceae. Gene Ontology annotation, cellular component: preribosome, large subunit precursor; nucleus; preribosome, small subunit precursor. The record is from RefSeq and is a predicted model, not a curated record.
AUGGCGUCCCACGAACAAAACAUGCCAUUCAUAAAAAACCUGGCCUCAAGCGACCGCAAGCUCCGAACCCAGGCCCUGACCUCCCUCCAGACCUUCCUCGGCUCCCACCGCUCCCUCGCCCGCCUCGACGCCCUCAAGCUCUGGAAGGGCCUCUUCUACGCCAUGUGGAUGUGCGACCGCCCGAUCCCCCAGCAGAACCUCGCCUCCGAGCUCGCGGGCCUGACGGCCUGCCUCAAGAACGACGACGUCCCCGCCUGGCUCUCCGCCUUCUGGGAGACCAUGUCGCGGCAGUGGACCGACAUCGACGUCCUGCGCAUGGAGAAGUUCCUGCUGCUCGUGCGCCGGACCUUCGCGUCCGGCCUGGCCUGGGUCAAGGAGGGCAAGUACGCCGAGGCCCGCGUCGCGGCGCUCGAGGGCGUCUUGAGCGAGUGGCCCUUCGAGGUCGAGGGCGACCUGCGCAAGGUGCCCAUCGGGCUGCGCCUUCACGGGGUGGACAUCUGGGUCGACGAGCUCGAGAGGGCGGAUAUUAUCAAGGAUGACGCGGAGGAGAAGGCUGUCGCGUUCGCGAAGAGGGUUAGCAAGCUCGUCGAGCCUCUCAAGCGGUCGCCGGUCAAGACCGUGCGCGUCAAGGCCGUGGAUUCGCUCGAGGACGAGAGGCUGCCGUGGGUUGAGGAGAAGGUGGAGGAGAAGGAGGCCGAUAGUAUGGAUGAGGACGACGACGAAUGGGGCGGCUUCGGCGAUGAUUGA